This is a messenger RNA of Emiliania huxleyi CCMP1516, 2259 nucleotides long. Its product is annotated as threonine-tRNA ligase. The record is from RefSeq and is a predicted model, not a curated record. Gene Ontology annotation, cellular component: mitochondrion; cytoplasm. Gene Ontology annotation, biological process: threonyl-tRNA aminoacylation. Gene Ontology annotation, molecular function: threonine-tRNA ligase activity; ATP binding. The transcript has 8 exons. Lineage: Eukaryota; Haptophyta; Isochrysidales; Noelaerhabdaceae. Bases 1 to 2259 code for a protein of 752 amino acids.
AUGUCGGACGUAUCCGCUCCGCCUAGCAUGGAGUGCGCGGGCAGCGCCUCGGCACCCUCGCCAAGCACGCACGGCCGGAAGGAGGGCGGCCGCGCAGUGGCCAGCUCCAGAGGCAAAGUGACCGACGCAGGUGUGCGCAUCGGCGGCAGCUUCUCGCCCGCUCCCGAUCCAGCGUGGGUGAAGAGCCGCAACGACGUGCUCGAGGCGGUCGUGGCGAGGCAAGCUGCACUCCUGGAGUCGGUCGCCAAACCGCCCAUCACCGUGACGCUGCCCGACGGCUCGACCCGCCCCGCGACCGCCUUCGUCACCUCUCCGCUCGACAUCGCCACCGCCAUCUCCAAGGGCCUGGCGCAGGCGUGCUGCGUCGCGAGCGUCUCGUACGCAAAGGGCGAGCGGCUGCCGUCGCCGCUGGAGGCUGGAAUGGUCGCGAUGGCAAACGGUCCCGACGAGGAGGAGGGCGAGGUUUCCGAAGACUGGGAGCUGUGGGACCUGAACCGCCCGCUCGAGGGCUCGUGCGAGCUUAAGCUGCACAAGUUUGGCGACGCGGAGGGGCAAAUCACGCACUCGUCGGCGCACAUCCUCGGCGAGGCGCUCGAGUCGCUCUUCGGCGCCCGCCUGACUCACCGCCCUCCACUCUGCUCCUCCUCCUGCGCCCACCUGACGCACGGCCCUCCGACGGACGGCGGCUUCUUCUACGACUCGUUCAUGGGGGAGGCGGCGGUGGACAAGGAGAAGGUGGGCCAGCUCGAGUCGAGGGCCAAGCUGAUCGUCGACCAGAAGCAGCCCUUCGAGCGCGUGGUGGCGAACCCCUUCAAGAAGGCCCUCAUCUCGUCCAAGCUGCCGGACGGCUCGUCGACGACCGUCUACCGCUGCGGCCCCUUCAUCGACCUCUGCAAGGGGCCGCACCUCCCCAGCACGGGCUGCGUCAAGGCCUUCAAGCUGACCAAAAACUCGACCGCCCACUGGCUCGGCCAGGCGGGCAACGACGAGCUGCAGCGCGAGCUCUUCUUCUUCGACGAGGUCUCGCCCGGCUCGAGCUUCUUCUUGCCGCACGGCACGCGCAUCUACAACAAGCUGAUGAACAUGAUCAAGGCCGAGUACUUCGAGCGCGACUACGACGAGGUCAUCACCCCAAACAUCUUCAACCUCAAGCUGUGGGAGACGUCGGGCCACGCCGCCAAGUACAAGGAGAACAUGUUCCUGCUCGACGUCGAGGGGCAGGAGUUUGGCCUCAAGCCGAUGAACUGCCCCGCCCACUGCAUGCUCUUCAAGCACCGCAAGCGCUCCUACCGCGAGCUGCCCCUCCGCAUGGCCGACUUCGGCGUGCUGCACCGCAACGAGCUCUCGGGCGAGCCUCCCCCGCCGAGACCGGCUCUCGCCCAAGGACGCGUCCCAGACGACGGGCACAUCUUCUGCAUGGUCUCGCAGAUCAAGCAGGAGGUCGCCAACGUGCUCGACAUGAUCGCGACCGUCUACAAGUACCUCGGCAUGACCUUCUCCCUCAAGCUGUCGACCAAGCCCAAGAACGCGCUCGGCGACCCCGAGACGUGGGUCAAGGCCGAACAGUUCAUGGAGGAGGCCCUCAACGAGUUCUCCGCAAAGACGGGGCAGAGCUGGACUCUCAACCCGGGCGACGGCGCCUUCUACGGGCCGAAGAUCGACGUCCAGGUGUACGACGCCCUCAAGCGGCCGCACCAGUGCGCGACCGCCCAGCUCGACUUUGUCCUGCCCAUGCGCUUCGACCUCAACCCCGGACCGCCGAGCCGCGCGACCUGCGCACAGCACGCCGCGCCACUGCACCACACGCCGCUGCACCAGCCGCCACUGCACCAAACGCCGCUGCACCAGCCGCCACUCGCGCCGCUCCUCCAGGUGCACCGGGCAGUGCUCGGCUCGGUCGAGCGGAUGAUGGCCAUUCUGAUCGAGCACUACGCCGGCAAGUGGCCCUUCUUCCUCUCGCCGCGGCAGGCGAUGGUGAUGGCCGUCUCGCCCGCCUUCGAGGAGUACGCGAGGGCCGUGCAGAAACGAGUGCGGAAGGCGGGCUACUUCGUCGACCUGGACGACAGCCACCGCACGCUCAACAAGAUGGUGCGCGAGGCGCAGCUCGCGCAGUACAACUACAUCCUCGUCGUCGGCAAGGAGGAGGAGGCGAACGGCACGGUCAACGUGCACGGCGUCAAGCGCAUCGACGACCUCAUCGCCGAGUUCGCGGAGCUCGAGAGGAACCACACCCUCGACAACCAGCCCGCCGACGUCUAG